Molecule: messenger RNA, 1677 nt
Organism: Trichoplax adhaerens
Lineage: Eukaryota; Metazoa; Placozoa; Uniplacotomia; Trichoplacea; Trichoplacidae
Exons: 12
Biological process (GO): negative regulation of transcription by RNA polymerase II
Cellular component (GO): nucleoplasm; NuRD complex
Molecular function (GO): chromatin binding; histone deacetylase binding; sequence-specific DNA binding
Source: RefSeq, a predicted model, not a curated record
GAUUAUGGCUAUUUUGAGACAUCUUCGGAAUCACAGACUCCUUACCAGAUUAGACGGAUUAAAGAAUUUAUCAAGCUACCUGAUGGUAACUUUGAAGUUAGAGCUUUAUGCUACUAUCGACGUCGCGAUCUACCUCAAGCUUUACACGCUCUUGCAGAUAGAACCACGAACUAUCAAUUAAGGCAAGACAACAAUCCUGAAAUGACUGAUGAAACUGCUUUAACUGAAUUCAAGCAUCGUGAAGUAUUUCUAUCGCGCCAUAUAGAAUCACUACCUACUAGCUGUAUCCGUGGGAAAUGUACAGUUAGACUUUUAAGUGAAGUAGAAACCAUCGACAAUUAUUUAAAGGAGCCUGAUACUUUCUAUUACACUUUAAUAUUUGAUCCACAACUAAAAACGCUUGUACCUGAUCAAGCCAAUAUUCGUAUUGGUUCUGAUUAUCAAGCUGUUGUUCCAAUGGAUACUACAGAAGUGGAUCAUACUAUUUGCGAAGAUGUCGAAACACUACAAUGGACUUCUAACAAUUUAUUGACUGACGAAGAAAUUGACCAGUUCGGAUUGGUUACAAAAUCCGUUGGAACAUUUGCACGUGCAUUAGAGCAGAGCACUUCUAUUACCCAGCCAAGUUUACACAUUACAGCUGCUGCUGCCUGUCGUGAUACGACACGGCUAUUUGCAAUGAAAACUUUACAUGAGAAUUCCUACGAUAUAGCCAAAGCUACUUCAUCAUUAGUACCUGCCACUGGGCCAGUCUAUUGCAUGGAUGAAAUGGAACAAUGGUCAAUUGAUGAAGCAAAACGCUUCGAGGAAGGAUUGCAUAAAUACGGAAAGGAUUUUCUAGAUCUUCAACAAGAAUUUCUACCUUGGAAACCGAUUGGAUGUAUUAUCGAGUACUACUACAUGUGGAAAACAAGCGAUCGUUAUCUAGAGCAGAAAAGACUGAAAGUACUAACAAAGCAACAUAGUGUCAAGCAGAUUACCAUAACCCCAAGAGAAUCUAGAUCUGAAAAUACUACCGCUAAUUCGAAAAAAGUGGCUAUUAUGAACGGAAAUGGCCCGGAUUCGCGGGUACAAGAUUGGUUAAACCAGUUCCAAAACUGUAUCAAUUGCUCGAUAACAUCUUCAACUUCUUGGCAUACAUGGAAUGUUGCUAAUUCAAAUUGUAAAUUAUGUUCUAAUUGUUGGUGGUACUGGAAGAAAUUUGGAUGUUUUAAAAUAAUUCCUAAAGGUGAUAUUCACAAAUUUCCGUUAAUAAUGUUUACAGUAAAUAAACACUGCUUGAAUCGUCACUUAUCCUUAACUCAUGAUAUGGUACCGCCAGUAAAAAAAAUUUCCAAGGCAUCACAACUACGACCUAAGGUCGAAUUUUCGAUGCGUUCGACGUUAGCUACAAAAAUAGCUAGAAGAUUGUAUAAACAGUUAAAGACUAUUAAACAUAUGGCCAGAAAGCCACUAGAUGCUAUUGACAUCACCGCAAUUCAAACACUUUGUAAGGGCUAUAAAUUCGUCCUUGUUAGAAUAAUGCUGGGAAAUAAAAUCAUUACUGAUAUUAGCAUAUUUCAAAUUAAUAACCUGCUCAGAUUUAAAAAUUGGAACUAUACCGUACCAAAGAUUUGUUAUUCCUCAAAAAAAUCGCCCCUCGAUAGCCGAUGUUGUAAAAAAGUUAAGCCGGGUUGA